Molecule: messenger RNA, 1542 nt
Organism: Colletotrichum graminicola M1.001
Lineage: Eukaryota; Fungi; Ascomycota; Sordariomycetes; Glomerellales; Glomerellaceae
Exons: 1
Coding region: 1-1542 (513 amino acids)
Biological process (GO): proteolysis
Cellular component (GO): cytoplasm
Molecular function (GO): calcium-dependent cysteine-type endopeptidase activity
Source: RefSeq, a predicted model, not a curated record
AUGGGCGACAUCCGUACCACCGAGAGAGACAGCAACGUCAUUGCCCUCGUUGAGGCAAUCCUCGGUCACAAGAUCGAGAGCCAGCCCGGCUCCUCCACUCAGAGCACCAUGGAGGACUACGAGGAUCUUGUCGACAUGAACAAUGACCACGACUUUAGCAAGGAGCCUCGCCCGGAUUCUCCCCCCCGCAACCCCUGUGUCGGUGCCGUCAACCCGUACGCUCUUGCUGAGGCCCUCAUUGGCCGCAAGAUUGACCGCCAGUCCAUGACCGCUGCCAAGAUCCUCCAGAACGUCUUGCAGACCGACUACGAUGAGCUCUUUGACAUGCGUCACCACUCCGUCCUCUUCGCCGGCAUGAAGCUGAACGAGAAGGAGAGGCGGGCUGAGAUGUACGAUGAGAAGGACAUGAAGAUCCUCAAUGAGCGGGAUCUCAUGACUCCCGACUUCUCCGGUGUUCGCAGGCUUGAGGACCUCGAGAAGGUCGGCCUCAAGGACCUCAAGGAUGCCAAGGUCAAGCUUGCCCGCAUGCAGAACGGCAAGCUUCGCCUGGUUCUCCACGCCCAUGAGCUUGGCAAGACCGUCUCGAACCGGGAUGUCACCAUGUCCAUCAACGAGCUCGUCACCCCCUUCAGGAUGGAGAGGGGUCACUGGCAGCCACCCAAUGCCUCGUGGCGCGACAUGUAUGACUACUUUUUCCAGACAGUCAACAAGCGCCUGAUCACCGACAUUACCGAGUUCCGUAUCGGCGAACGCCGCGAGACCCGCCACCAGUUCGACGACCCCACCCAGGGCUGCACCAGCAACAGCUGGUUCAUCGCUGCCCUGUUCUCCGUCUUCUGGUCUGACCCCGGUGCCAUCAACCGUGCCACUCGCGUCCACCACAACGAGAAGAAGCGCUUCUUGUCUGUCAAGUUCCACGACAAGGGCGGCAAGCAGAACAACAAGACCCAGACGGUCGAAGUCAACUACGAGAUCCCGAUCAACAACUCGGACAACGAGCCUCUUUACUGCCGCUCCAGCGAUGGCGCCGACAUCUGGCCCUCGCUCUACGAGAAGGCCUUUGCCAAGUGGAUCACCGGCUCCAACUCCGAGCAGCCCGACAUCACCCAGACUCACUGCGGUGACCCUGUCAAGGCUAUGGCCCAGAUCAACGGUCGCACUCCCCACUACUACCACUGCGACAACCACUCUGCUCAGACCCUCUUGGGCUUGGUCCGCUCCAACAGCGUCAACAACAAGACCAUUAACCCCAUGACGGCCUACACCUACGCUACCGGCCGCGAGUACCACGGCGCCAACAUCGUUGCCAACCACGCUUACUCCGUCCUGGGCUACUGCGUCCUUGGCGACAAGCAGUACAUCGUCCUUCGCAACCCGUGGGGUGUCACCGAGCCCCAGGGCCUUACCAGCUACACUGGUCUCCUUGGCCGUCUCGAGCGCGAGGUCUGGAACCCGGCUACCCUCCUGGACCACGGUGGUCUCUUCGCCCUGGAGGCCGAGUCCUUCAAGAGGUGCUUCUCUUGCAUCGGUGUCUCCAAGUAA